Molecule: messenger RNA, 1272 nt
Organism: Aspergillus chevalieri
Lineage: Eukaryota; Fungi; Ascomycota; Eurotiomycetes; Eurotiales; Aspergillaceae
Product: GPI-anchor transamidase subunit GAB1
Exons: 5
Coding region: 1-1272 (423 amino acids)
Biological process (GO): attachment of GPI anchor to protein; protein localization to cell surface
Cellular component (GO): GPI-anchor transamidase complex; membrane
Source: RefSeq, a predicted model, not a curated record
AUGCUGGUUGAUCGCAGAAAGGCGGUCGUCUUUGGCGCUGCCCUGGUCUUGCGACUGCUGCUUUGGGUUCUGUUCCCUUCGCUGCCGGACUUGUUGACGGGACGAGUAGAGGUGUCUACGCCGGUUAACAGCUUCAAGCGGCUGCAGGAAGGCUUGUUUAUGUACACUCGCAAUGUUUCCCCUUACGACGGCGGCGUGUUCCAUCAGGCACCGCUAUUGCUUCCAAUCUUCGCGUUGUUACCAAAUGCCAAGGAAUAUCCUUUACCGACAGCCAUAUUCUACUCGCUGGUCGAUCUCGCAAACGCAAACGCAUUGGUCACAAUAUCCGACUCAGGACAGGCUCUUUCGGGGAGAUUACAUUCGGCAUUGAGAAAGCAUGUCCGAUAUGAUGGGGUUGCAGUUGCGGCAUGGUUUCUCUUUAAUCCGUUCACGAUUGCGACCUGUUUGAGCAGGUCGACGAAUGUUUUCACCACCUGCGGUAUUCUCUAUGCCAUAUCCAACGCUGGCAGCGGAAAUAGCGUCAAUGCGAUGCUCGCCUUGGGAUUCGCGUCCUACCUCUCGAUAUACCCGGCCCUUUUGUUUAUCCCGCUUGUUUUCUUGUGUUAUGACCGACGGGUGCAGGAAACGAAGAUGUCGUCCAAUGCAGCGGUCUUUUCCGUGCAGUACUUUGGCAUUUUUCUGGGGAGUGUGGCGGGACUUCUUGGAAUUUCCUGCCUGAUUGUCGCAGACUUCUGGCAGUUCAUCUCGGCGACGUACGGUUUCCAGCUACUCGUUCCCGAUUUGACUCCCAACGUCGGUCUCUGGUGGUACUUCUUUAUUGAGAUGUUUGAUUCCUUCCGAGAAUUUUUCCUCGGUGUCUUCUGGCUUCAUCUCGCGUGCUAUGUCGGAGGUUUGACCAUACGGUUGCGGCGCCAGCCUCUGUUCGUCCUAACUGCUCUCCUGGGCAUCUUUGCGAUCUUCAAGCCUUAUCCCAGCAUUUCGGACGCAUCUCUAUAUUUCGCUUUCCUUCCGCUUUACCGGCAUCUUUUCCCUUUGAUGCGCUAUACGUUCUUCGCAGUCUCCGCGCUGUUGUACGCAACUCUUUUGGGCCCUGCUUUCUAUCACUUGUGGAUCUACGCUGGAUCCGGAAAUGCCAACUUCUUCUACGCUAUCACACUGGUCUGGAGUUUGGGGCUCUCGAUCUUGUUAGCGGACACCGUCUUCGCCGCCCUCCGAGAAGAAUGGGAACAGGAUAACCCGGAACUCCGAGGAAAGGAUGUCAGACAGGUCUAA